Molecule: messenger RNA, 2029 nt
Organism: Benincasa hispida (wax gourd)
Lineage: Eukaryota; Viridiplantae; Streptophyta; Magnoliopsida; Cucurbitales; Cucurbitaceae
Product: AAA-type ATPase family protein
Biological process (GO): DNA synthesis involved in DNA repair; DNA-templated DNA replication
Cellular component (GO): nucleus
Molecular function (GO): single-stranded DNA helicase activity; protein binding; ATP hydrolysis activity
Source: RefSeq, a predicted model, not a curated record
AAGGAGGGCAGAGCGAGAGGUAUGGAAUAAAGGUUUACUGUUGAUAUUUGUAUUCUCUCUCUUGUUUUCUUGUGCUCUGAGAGAGAGAGAGAGAGAGAGUUGGAUCACCAUUUUCAUCUCCAUUACUGCGAUUGAAGAAGAAGAAGAACAAGAACAAGAACAAGAAGAAGCAGAGAGAUUUGAUUUCAAUGGGGGAAGAAAUGGAGCAACUGGUGAACAUGGGUUUUCCCGACGAACUGGCGGCUCAAGCCUUAGCCGCCACCGGCGGCAAGUCCACUCUCAAAGCCACCGAAUGGAUUCUCAACCAUAAAUCCUCUUCCUCUUCCACUUCGCCUUCCCCCAAACCCAAUCUCCCCAUUUCUUCUAACCCUAAUCUCCAGCCCAAACUCGACCGCUUCUUCCUCUUCCAAUCCCGUCCACCGCCCCCCUCCCUCCCCAAACGAGACGCCGUCGACGACAACCCUACCCCUUCCAAGCGUCCCAAACUCCAGUCGCCGCCGGACGAGCCUCUGUCAGAGCGGAUGCGGCCUCGCACCAUCAACGAUGUGGUUGGUCAAGAUCAUCUACUGGCAAAGAAUUCGAUCCUUCGUUCUGCUCUGGACUGCAAUCGGUUGCCUUCCAUUGUCCUUUGGGGUCCACCUGGUACAGGUAAGACCUCAAUUGCCAAAGCUAUUGUAGGUUCUACUUCUUCUUUCUCUCAGUCUUUUCGAUUUGUGUCUUUGUCUGCUGUUACUUCCGGCGUCAAGGACGUUAGGGAUGCUGUUGAGGAAGCUAGAAAAAUUAGAAUCAAGAAUAAUAAGAGGACUAUUUUGUUUUUGGAUGAGGUUCACAGGUUCAACAAAUCCCAACAGGACUCCUUUUUGCCCGUCAUUGAAGAUGGAAGCAUCAUCUUCUUGGGUGCCACUACAGAGAAUCCUUCUUUCCAUUUGAUCACUCCAUUGUUGUCUAGGUGUAGAGUUCUUACUCUUAAUCCCUUAAAACCCCACCAUGUUGCUUUGAUUUUGAAACGAGCUGUGGAUGAUUGUAUCAAAGGAUUGGCUCGAACUGUUUCCAUGGGGGUUCAAAUCGGGGAGGAUGCUAUUGAUUUCUUAGCUGCUAAUUGUGAUGGUGAUGCCAGGACUGCUUUAAAUGCUUUAGAGAUCUCUGCUAUCACCGCCGCAGCCCGAUCCAACUCCGCCCAAAUAAACGAUUGCUAUGUAGAAGAUCACGAUGGGAGUACCGAUGUCGAAUCAUCUGUGGCUGUUGUUACUCUUGAUGAUGUAAAAGAGGCACUUCAAUGUAAGCAUCUUGCUUAUGAUAAAGCAGGGGAGGAACACUACAAUCUUAUAAGUGCACUUCAUAAGUCCAUGAGAGGAAGUGAUGCAGAUGCUUCAAUUUACUGGUUGGCAAGAAUGUUGGAAGGUGGAGAACAGCCACUGUAUAUAGCUAGGAGACUCGUAAGAUUUGCGAGUGAAGAUGUCGGGUUAGCUGAUCCAUUGGCUCUCAAUCAGGCUGUUUCUUGCUAUCAAGCCUGCCAUUUCAUAGGCAUGCCUGAGUGCAAUGUCAUUCUAGCUCAAUGUGUCGCAUAUUUAGCACUCGCUCCAAAGUCCAUCGCGGUGUACCGAGCGAUGGGAGCUGCACAGAAGGCAGUGAGGGAAUCUGUUGGACAAAAUGAGGGUGUGCCUCUUCAUUUGAGGAAUGCUCCAACAAAGCUGAUGAAGGAAAUUGGAUAUGGGAAGGGAUAUAUUUACACUCCAGAUAAUCCUUCUGCAACUCAAAGCUUCCUUCCACCCUCUCUUCAAGGAUAUAAGUUUCUCAACUGGCCAGACUCGCAAGAUACAAAGAAAUGACCAAUUUGGAGUGGUUGUUAACUGUUAACUUUGGUGGUGAAUACUCUUUUUUGGGGCUUUACCGUUUUCUUCUUGUGAAGUUCUUAACUUUUUGGUGCCUUUUGUUUUUGCCAUUUUCCUCACAGGUCCUUAUCAUUACAUGAAUGCUUAUGUUUGAAUGCAAUGAUGAAAUCUGUCUGAACCCCCCAUCUCUCUUUCAA